AUGAAUGUUAUUGCUAACAAUCUAUUUCCGUUAAAUCCUUUAGAAGUGGCUAAGAAGAGAGUGUCCGAAAUGAGAGCAAGUAUUCCUGGGUUUAAUGCCAACACGCCUAUAUUCCUUAAUAAUGACUUCCAGGAGUGGUCGCAAUCGCAUGGUAUGGGAUUGCCAUUUGAUGUGGAUGGAUAUGAAAAUGGAAUAAUGGAUCUUCUGAAGGUGGUUAAUACAACAAGUUACCCCAAAGAACUGACAAGGAAAGACUGUACAACCUGCGUUGUUGUUGGCAGUGCAGGAAUUCUUGCUGGUAGUAAGAAAGGACCAGAGAUCGACUCUCAUGACGUUGUUAUUAGAGUAAAUGGAGGACCAACUCGAUGCUUUGAGGGGGAUGUUGGUUCUAGAACAACAAUGAGGAUUUCAUACCCAGAGAGUGCUCCACAAAGUCCCGGGGAAUAUGACCCAGAAAGUUUAUUUGUGAUGCUUCCUUUCAAAGACAAGGAUCUGGAAUGGUUAGAUAGGGUGGCUACUCGUAAACCUGUGGUAAGCUAUAAUAAAUAUUACUAUAUGUGA
Messenger RNA from Saccoglossus kowalevskii, 561 nucleotides. RefSeq names its product CMP-N-acetylneuraminate-beta-1,4-galactoside alpha-2,3-sialyltransferase-like. The record is from RefSeq and is a predicted model, not a curated record. NCBI's taxonomy places the organism in Eukaryota, Metazoa, Hemichordata, Enteropneusta, Harrimaniidae. Gene Ontology annotation, molecular function: sialyltransferase activity.